AUGGCGGGAUGGUUAAUCCCGGUUAUUACAAUUAUUGUGGCAAUUAUGUUAGGUGGCGCAGCAUCGUUAUUUUUAUGUGAAACGUUAAGUGCAGUACCUGGCAAUAACAAGUUCCAGAAACAAGUCGAAUUUUCUCACCUUUCAUCGUUAAUUGUACCGAAUAGACAUCACAAACGUCUCGUUCAAACAGGAUUAUUUAUUUCAAUGCAAUCGAUCAACAUAGCAUCAAUCAUAUUAUCAUCUCAAACGAUGGACUCUUUGGUGAUUUCAAUAAUUGGAAGAACUUGUGGCGUUGGAAUUCAUCCCGAUACCGGAUUCUUUUGCGUAAAUGAACAUAAGGCGGAAGGAAGUCCAUUUGAAGAACGCUACAUGUUCAUCACCGCCGGUUAUCUGAUUGCUCUUUGUAUAACAGUUCCUUUGGGGAUUAUGGAUCUCGUGGAAAACAUCAAAGUGCAAAUCAUAUCGUUGAUGACGUUAAUCACCAUCAUUGUCACGUGGUUGGUGACGUUCAGUAUUCAUGGGCUCAACACGGAGCUCGUUCCCAUGGUUGGAUACGACAAAUCUCAAGUAAUCGGAACGGUUUUGUUUAAUUACGCGUUCAUCAUUACGGUUCCAAGUUGGGUUAACGAUGUAAACCCAUCAGUUCCCAUUCGAAAAGCCGUUUGGUAUUCCCUAAUUAUAUCGACGGUGAUCUACCUCUUGUUAGGAAUCAUGGGAGGAAUGGCCUAUAAGAUGGAAUCAACUUCAAACAUCAUUUCCACCAUCAAUGAAUCAAGCGAGAAAUCCAUUAUCAGUGUCAUUACAACCUAUCUAUUUCCGCUGGCUGUAUUGAUUACGAGCAUCCCAGUUUACACCAUCAUUAUUCGAUACAAUCUAAUAAGAACUGGUUACUGCGGAAAAGUUAUGGCGAAUCUGCUAUCUUGCGCGUUACCUUGGGUGAUCAUCAUCCCCUUCCAAACAGGAUUUUGGUUGAAUGCGUUCAUGAAUUGGACCAGUUUGAUAUUCAAUAGUUCAUGUAAUUUCAUCCUCCCGUUCUACUUGUAUUACGUAACCAUAAAAGGAACUCAUUUGAGAAAUGAUCCGGAAAUCAUUAAAAUUGAAAUGGGUGACGAAAAGCACGUCAUGGAAACGGAGAGGAAGAAAUCAUACAUGCCCCCUUCCCCAAAUCAAAAUCAUCUUUUACCUCCUCCCCAAUUACUUGAAAAUAAUCCCAUACGAAAGGAAUCUCAUGAAUCCUUUCGUUCUACGAGAUCAUCAUUAUCCAUACGAACUUAUCAUUCAAGUCCCAAAGUCAGUCCAAGAAUCAGUCCCAAGGUUAGCCCAAGAAUCAUGCCAGAAAAUCACCCAGAAAGAAAUUAUUUCGAUAUGGUGGUGAUGAACGUCAUACCAACCACGACUUCAGCGCAACAUGAACUCGAAACACGACAAUAUAAUAAUAAUAUUCCUUCACCAAAUCAUCUUGAUAUUCCAACACCGCAAUUGGUCUUAAAUGGAAAUCGUGGUGCUCCUUGUUCAACUCCUGGUGGAAUUCGUUCGCACACCACCAUGACCGCCGGCUCAACGAUGAUAUAUCAUCAAACCAUUGAUAAACAUCAUUUAUCGGCUCCACCAUCUUUAAUUUCGCGUAAUAGUUUGAAACGGGGAAGAUCUCCGCAAAGGCAUGUUGUCACCCCGAUAAUCACCCUGAAUCAUAAUGGUCAAUUGGAUUCGAAUGUAGAUCCAUUGGAUUUUUAUUUUCGCCAGAAGUUUCGUCACCAUCAUCAACCCUCGCUUGUAUCUAGUGACAAUAAUUUAAAUAAUCAGAAGGAUAAAGUUGAAUUGUUUAAAGCGUUUCCUUGGAUCUCGAACAUUAACGGGAUGAAGAUUGCGAUCGGACUUGGAACUCUCUCCAUCAUGUUAAUAGGUGGCGUGAUAGCUUAUGAUUUUAUUUUAUUGGCAACCGGAACAAAUGUGUUCGGUAUAUACCGUAAUACGUCAUGA
This is a messenger RNA of Funneliformis geosporum, 1980 nucleotides long. Lineage: Eukaryota; Fungi; Glomeromycota; Glomeromycetes; Glomerales; Glomeraceae. The record is from the annotation of a GenBank genome assembly.